UAGCUGUGUACGAAGCAGCAGACAGCAUGUAAGCACACACACCUCAGUCCUGACCAUAGACUAUAUAUCCAGCUGGCAGUUCCAUCAUGAUUCCCACGGUAUUAUUACCGGUAGCCGCAGACGCUGUUGCCGGCGCCUGCAGCUCGCGGGAAGAGCUGCUGCACAGGGCGACUACCUCUAGCAUGACGGCAUUCCAAGACAACCCCAUCACCCUGGCUAACCUUUGCGAAGCAAGAAGCAGCGGUGACGCAGACCGCUUCCGAUUGUUCUCGUUCGACGAAGGCGUUCAGGAGCUAGCGUCGUUGAAGGAUGCCGGGGGUGGGUUGUUGGUAGAGUGCUCGACGGCCGCAGAGGGACGGGAUCCCUCAGGCCUGGCAGAGAUUUCAAGGAGAACCGGUUUGGGGAUUGUGCUGGGCGCUUCGUGCCAACAGACCAACGGGACAGCCCAAUACGAGGCAUCACCAGAAACAAUCAGCAAGGAGCUUGAGCACCAGCUUCUGUUCGGGGAACACGGCGCCUCCUCUGCCGCUCCUUCCUUUGCACCUUCCCCUGCUGGCGCUGCCGUGGCGGAAUCUGCCAGUGCGCCUGCCAGGAUCCAGGCGGGCUUUCUCCUUGUCAAGCUGAGCAGCAGUUGUUGCCGCAGUCCAGCUGCAGUCCGCGUAGAGACGCCAGCAGCGACGGCUACAGCGGGGUCUCCUGCUCAAGACACCCACGGGGGACUUGGGAGAGCCGCCGCAAUCGAGCUGGAAGGUGCGGCAAUGGCGCAGCAAGCCACGGGAGCACCGCUCAUGAUAGCAUGCUCUCAUUUCGUUCGUUGGCCAAUGGUGGUGGCCGCCCUGGUGAUCGCAACCGCACACUGGGGAAGCUCACAAGACGGCACCGCUGCUGCUGCUGCUGCUGCUACGAGUAGGAAGGUUAUCGUGGCAGGGAUGCAUGGGGGCGUGUCUCAAUCUCUCCACCACCAAGCUUCGCUACUGAGCAAAGGCAUUGUAUUGUGCUUCGACUGUUUCGGGAGGGUGGAGUGGUUGCCUGGGCCGGACUACUACCCUUCGGACGAGGAGAGCGCGGUGCGGAUUGCGGAGCUUGUUCGUCAGGGAUUCGCAGAGCGGAUUAUCUUAUCGUCGGGAGUGUCAAGGCGCUUUCAUCUGUCCAGAUUCGGGGGUUACGGCUACGGCCACGCCUUGCGGACGGUCCCACCACGCCUACUACGACUCGGGGUUAGCGCGAAAGACAUCGGGCUUAUGACAAGGGAUAACAUGCUGGGCCUUCUGGACUGGUACACCCCGCCUCCUCCAAUAGAGAUCCCGAAGGAUUACUUGCCGUGCUGUUGGUGCAAGAAGCGCUUCGAACCGGUGGAGGGGGAGUACUUCCAUAAGUUUCAGUUCGUGUACUGCAACAUCAAGUGCCUGCGAGCUCAUCGAGACACCGGGUUCGAUGCUGAUGCUGCCGCCAGUAAGUAGGGCGGCGUAGCAAGGGAUCGGAAUUUCUUCUUGCCACGCCGGUCCUCAUUUAGGUGCUGCUGUAAAUUGAUAGUUGUUCUGGGAAUUGUUGCGAAUGCGUCCAUAUUUCCUUCAUGUAGUAACAAACAAGGAAUGUUUACAG
Molecule: messenger RNA, 1602 nt
Organism: Ectocarpus siliculosus
Lineage: Eukaryota; Phaeophyceae; Ectocarpales; Ectocarpaceae
Source: the annotation of a GenBank genome assembly